This is a messenger RNA of Condylura cristata (star-nosed mole), 1751 nucleotides long. RefSeq names its product galactose-3-O-sulfotransferase 3 (gene GAL3ST3). Gene Ontology annotation, cellular component: membrane. The transcript has 4 exons. Gene Ontology annotation, biological process: glycolipid biosynthetic process. The coding region runs from base 187 to 1287 and encodes 366 amino acids. The record is from RefSeq and is a predicted model, not a curated record. Gene Ontology annotation, molecular function: galactosylceramide sulfotransferase activity. Lineage: Eukaryota; Metazoa; Chordata; Mammalia; Eulipotyphla; Talpidae.
GCGGAUUUUGAGACAAGGAGCAGGAGGCAGCGGUGAGCAGCCCCCAACCGGGUCCGAGGCUGAGCCCCCGAGGAGCCGCUCAGGAACACUGGCCCUGCUGCCAGAGCCCCAGGAGCCCCCAUGAGUGCCGGAGAAGGGAGUCCUGGAUAGCAAGGCCCUGUCUGGUCCAGGAGAGGGCACCCCAUCAUGGCACCCAUCGUCCAACACCUGCAGCAAGCCACCAAGAUGAUGAGCCGCAGGAAAAUCCUGCUGCUGGUGCUAGGGUGCAGCACUGUAAGCCUCCUCAUCCACCAGGGGGCGCAGCUCAGCUGGUACCCCAAGCUGUUCCCUCCGAGCUGCCCGCCACUGCGGUCCUCGCCGCCGCGCCCCAAGCACCUGACUGUGGCCUUCCUGAAGACGCACAAGACCGCGGGCACCACGGUGCAGAACAUCCUGUUCCGCUUCGCGGAGCGCCACAACCUGACGGUGGCCCUGCCGCACCCGAGCUGCGAGCACCAGUUCUGCUACCCGCGCAACUUCUCCGCGCAGUUCGUGCACCCGGCCACGCGGCCGCCGCACGUGCUGGCCAGCCACCUGCGCUUCGACCGCGCGGAGCUGGCGCGCCUCAUGCCGCCGGGCACCGUCUACGUCACCAUCCUGCGCGAGCCGGCCGCCAUGUUCGAGUCGCUCUUCAGCUACUACAACCAGUACUGCCCGGCCUUCCGGCGCGUGCCCAACGCGUCGCUCGAGGCCUUCCUGCGCGCGCCCGAGGCCUACUACCGCGCGGGCGAGCACUUCGCCAUGUUCGCGCACAACACGCUGGCCUACGACCUGGGCGGCGACCACGAGCGCAGCCCGCGCCGCGACGCCAGCUACCUGGCGCGCCUCAUCCGCCAGGUGGAGGAGGUCUUCUCGCUGGUCAUGAUCGCCGAGUACUUCGACGAGUCCCUCGUGCUGCUGCGGCGCCUGCUGGCCUGGGACCUGGACGACGUGCUGUACCGCCUGCUGCGCCGCUGCUUCGGCGAUGAGCCCGCCCUGCGGCCCGCCGCGCAGAUCCGCACCAAGCAGCUGCAGCCCUGGCAGCCCAGCCGCAAGGUGGACAUCAUGGGCUACGACCUGCCCAGCGGCGGCGCUGGCCCGGCCACCGAGGCCUGCCUCAAGCUGGCCAUGCCCGAGGUGCAGUACUCGAGCUACCUGCUGCGAAAGCAGAAGCGCCGCGGCGGCGCUCGUGCCCGGCCUGAGCCCGUCCUGGACCACCCCCCGCCGCGUCCCAUCCGGGCGCUGCCUCGAGGCCCCCAGGGUCCCUGAGCCCCGAAGGCCUGGGCACCCCCCCACUCAGACCUAGAGGUGGCCACUCCUCCCCGAAGGGGAGCCCCGCGCACAGGCUGGCGGGGCGACACCGCACCUCUCCCUGUCUGAGCCCGACUUCCGGGGUGGAGGGCUGAACCCCACCCUCGGGAAGGGUGCUGAUAUGCCCUAUCGAGCCCCGGGUUACCCUCUCCUACCUGACCGCUGGGAGGCGUCCACCCGAGCCCGCCCAGAACUGCCCACCCUGCCCUUUCCUGGGCUUGAGCCCCCACCUGGCUUCCAAGUGGGUGAGCCUGAGCCGCAGAGGGGGGCCGGGCCCUGAGGGAAGGCCGGCCAUGGGGCUCACCAGCCCUUGCUCUUCCGGGGUCACGUGCCCCCCACACUGUCCGUCUUCCACGUUCCACCACCACCCCCCUCCCACAGACCUAAGCUGCUCCCACACUCCCAGAACUGAGAGUUCUUGA